AUGACAUCAACGGAAGGUCUGGUGCCGAUUACCAGGAAAUUCCUGGCAUCUUAUUACGACACAUACCCUUUUGCCCCUCUCUCCGACGACGUUUCUCGCCUUUCCUCCGAGAUCCGCUCCAUUACCUCCGAUUUGCUCAAGGACGCUCCUCCCCGCUCUCGAGAUGAAAGCGUACUGUUAAAAGAAGCGGAAGGAGAGGCUCCUCAUAAAAUCGAUGAGAAUAUGUGGAAGAAUCGAGAACAUAUGGAAGAAAUUCUCUUUUUGCUUGAUAAAUCCCGCUGCCCACCGGCUCUUCAAGAUGACAGUGAACUUGCUACUGUUGUUAACAAGCUGAGAGAAAAGUUUCAAAAGGCUCUGAACGCAUUGCAAGCUUUCCAAACUUUGAAUUCUGAUCGUGUAUUCAACACAGUCAUGACCUACAUGCCUCAAGAUUUUCGAGGGACGCUUAUCAGACAGCAAAAGGAGCGGUCAGAAAGGAAUAAGCAAGCAGAGGUGGACAUGCUGGUUAAUUCUGGUGGAAGUAUACGUGAUCAAUAUGCUCUGUUGUGGAGACAACAAAUGGAUAGGAGGAGACAGUUAGCGCAGCUUGGUUCAGCAACAGGUGUAUAUAAAACUCUUGUGAAGUACUUGGUAGGAGUUCCACAGGUCUUACUAGACUUCAUUCGUCGAAUAAAUGACAAUGAUGGGCCCAUGGAAGAGCAAAGACAGCGUUAUGGACCGCCUUUAUACAGUCUGACAGUGAUGGUUCUUUUGAUUAGACUAUUUAUUUCACUUGCCUGGGGAAGAUUUGGUGCUAAAAAAUUAACCAGGGAUCAAGUUGCUGUCUUGGAACAAGCUGUUGAUGUCUACACCAAUGAGUUUGAAAGGUUCAUUACCUUCAUCGGUGAGGUAUUUGCAAAUUCCCCUUUCUUUAUUUCAGCAGAGGCUGCUGGUGCAUUAGAAGCUAGAAAUAAUGAUGACUACAAGGAGAUAAAUGUUCCGGCUGGGAAAACUCAUGAGGUUUCGUUGUCUGUGGAAUCAGAAAACUCAUACAUUGCUUGGGAUUUCAGUUUGAUACAAGGCAAAAUGAACAUGGAUAUUGGAUUUAGCAUGGAGUGUACAGACUCUUCAGGGAAAAAAACUCUUGAGAAUUGCAUGAAGCAGUUGUGUGCUGCAGAGAUAAGAAUUCACAAGGUUAUUCUUGAAGGUGAUGCGAAGAUGGUAUUUGGAGCUACAAAUCGGAACCAAACACGCCUUAAGGAGUUCCGCAUUCGUGCUGCAAGAAUGGGCAUUGUCUUAAAGAGAAAAGGUUUCAUUUUGUCCAUGGGACUUGUAAUUGGGCUGCCCACAUGGGGCACAAAGGGCCAAGAGUGA
Dovyalis caffra is the source of this 1353-nucleotide messenger RNA. The record is from the annotation of a GenBank genome assembly. NCBI's taxonomy places the organism in Eukaryota, Viridiplantae, Streptophyta, Magnoliopsida, Malpighiales, Salicaceae.